AUGGGAGUGUUGUUUAACUCCCACACAAACCAGCUACUCCUGCUGGUAGCGGUCCUGGCAGCACUCACAUUCGUCACCUCCAGGAUCCGUCGUUAUUUUAUCCGCCGCGACUUCGCACGCCGCCAUGGCUGCCAGGAACCGCCCAGUGUCAACAAGGACCCUUUCCUGGCACUUGAUCAAGUCUGGGCCUCCGUUCGCUAUUUCCGAAAGCACAUUUCCCUGGAAAAAAACACCGAGCGUUAUCAUCUCUAUGGGGAUACUUACGCUUGGAAACUACUGCUGGGGCGCUACAGAGUCUUCACUAUGGAGCCGGAGAAUGUAAAAUCAGUCCUAUCGACGAGUUUUAAGGACUGGGGUCUGGGUCACCGUCUCCCACAUUUCGAACCGCUUCUGGGUAAAGGUAUCUUCGACACAGAUGGUGAACAUUGGGCCGCGUCCCGUGCCCUCAUCCGGCCCAGCUUCACCCGCGACCAGGUUGCGGAUCUGGCAAUGUUUGAAGAGUUGAUCCCUGAUCUCUUUGCACAAAUUCCUCGUGAUGGAGUGACAGUCGUGGAUCUGCAGGAUCUCUUUUUCCGCUACACCAUUGACUCGGCUACCGCAUUCCUGUUCGGUCAGUCGGUCGGCAGCCUGCAGAUGGUCCAGUCCGAGCUUGGCUUUGCUCAGGCCUUCAACUAUGCCCAGGAAGCCAUAACAUUGCGUUUCGUUCUGGGCCCGCUAGGUAAAAUCUUUCCUCACAAGAAGGCCGAUAAAUGUUAUCGUCUAUGCCGGGACUUCGCCGAGCGAUUUGUCGAUGAGGCAGUCCAAGCGGCACAGUCCAAGGAAGCAGACCAAGAGACUAAACAUCAGAAGUAUAUCUUUUCUCAUGAACUGGCACGGCGCACCUCUGAUAAACAUCGCAUAUUGGACGAGCUCAUGAACGUUCUGCUCGCCGGCCGCGACACCACGGCCGGCCUUUUGAGCAACAUGUUUUUCGUGUUGGCGAAGCGCCCAGAGAUCUGGGACAAACUGCGCCAGGAAGUAGCUACCUUGGAGGGCCGAUUGCCCUCGUAUGAGGAGCUUCGGAACCUCAAGUACCUCCGAUGCUGUAUGAAUGAAUCUUUACGGUUGCAUCCAGUCGUCCCAAUGAACGGGCGCAUCGCACUGAGAGAUACGGUGCUGCCGAGGGGAGGAGGUAAGGAUGGUCGCUCUCCGGUCUUCAUCCCCGAAGGGUCUACAAUUGAGUACAAUGUAUAUGCGAUGCAUCGGCGAAAGGAUAUCUUUGGGCCCGAUGCAGAUGAAUUCCGCCCAGAGCGCUGGGAGAACGGGCAAUUGCAGCCUCGUUGGGAGUAUCUUCCCUUCAACGGGGGCCCCCGCAUCUGUCUCGGUCAGCAAUAUGCGCUGACUGAAGCCGGAUAUGUCACUGUCCGCUUGGCCCAAGAAUUCAGGACCUUACAGAGCCAGGAUCCAGGACCGUGGGAGGAGGCAUUGACCCUGACUCUGUGCUCCCGGAAUGGCACGAAGGUGUCUGUUACUCCGGCUUGA
This is a messenger RNA of Aspergillus niger, 1521 nucleotides long. RefSeq lists its product as uncharacterized. Gene Ontology annotation, molecular function: iron ion binding; oxidoreductase activity, acting on paired donors, with incorporation or reduction of molecular oxygen, reduced flavin or flavoprotein as one donor, and incorporation of one atom of oxygen; heme binding. NCBI's taxonomy places the organism in Eukaryota, Fungi, Ascomycota, Eurotiomycetes, Eurotiales, Aspergillaceae. The record is from RefSeq and is a predicted model, not a curated record. The transcript is spliced from 2 exons. Bases 1 to 1521 code for a protein of 506 amino acids.